AUGGCAGCGAGGGACCGGUUCGGUGCCUUUGCUGACCUGGGGCUCACGCCGGUCCAGCGCGCAGUCCGACAUGCCUGCGAUAUCUCCCAGUACGAGCCCAACCUCGCCCUGAACCUCGAAGUUGCGGACCUGAUCAACUCCAAGAAAGGCAAUGCUCCUCGAGAAGCGGCCUUCGAAAUCGUCUACCUGAUCAAUUCCCGGAACCAGAAUGUAUCGUUACUUGCGCUGGCGCUGCUCGAUAUUUGUGUCAAGAACUGCGGAUACCCCUUCCACCUCCAGAUCAGCACCAAGGAAUUUCUGAAUGAGCUGGUACGACGGUUUCCCGAGAGGCCACCUAUGCGACCGUCUCGGGUGCAGCAUCGCAUUCUCGAGUCCAUUGAGGAGUGGCGGCAGACAAUCUGCCAGACGUCGCGGUAUAAGGAGGAUCUGGGUCAUAUAAGGGAUAUGCACCGGCUACUGCUUUACAAGGGUUAUAUGUUCCCGGAGAUUCGUGCUGAUGAUGCGGCGGUUUUGAAUCCUAGUGAUAACCUCCGAUCGGCUGAGGAGAUGGAGGAGGAGGAGAGGGAGGCGCAAUCGGCGAAAUUGCAGGAGUUGAUUCGACGCGGUACACCGGCGGACUUGCAAGAGGCCAACCGGUUGAUGAAGGUUAUGGCAGGAUACGAUAAUCGACACAAGACGGACUACCGGGCUAAGGCAGCCGAAGAGGUCGCCAAGGUCCAGCAAAAAGCCAAGAUCUUGGAGGAGAUGUUGGAGAGUCACAAGCCUGGGGAUCCCAUCGCGGAAGGUGACGUAUUCGAGGAACUCGCGAAUGCGCUCAUAAGUGCUCAUCCGAAGAUCCAGAAGAUGUGCGAAGAGGAAUCGGAUGAUGCCGAGGCCGUUCGCAAGUUGUUGGAGAUCAAUGACAGCAUCCACCGCACUAUUGAACGGUAUCGAUUAGUCAAGAAGGGUGAUGUUGAUGGAGCAGCACGUAUUCCUAAGGGUACUCUGGGCACGACGACGGGUGUGUCCAAGAAUGCGAAUAAUGAAUUGUCUUUGAUCGAUUUCGACCCGGAGCCUAGCCCCAGUGCCGGUGGAUCACAGCAGGCCACGCCUACACAGGGAGGCAAUUCAUUGGAAAACGAUCUGCUUGGACUAUCGAUGGACGAUCAGGUGCCUUCUGGGGGAAUCUCCUUAGGACCUACUAUUCCACCGACCAACCCGCUCAAUCAGCCAUCUCCGGCACCGCCAGUGCAACAAGUCCCAGUAUCUUCUAAGCCCAACUUCGACAUCCUGUCGUCGUUGAGCUCUCCGCAACCGACCCCCCAGGCUCCACUCUCUAUUCCUGGAUUUUCACAGCCAUCACAGCCGCCACCCCAACAACAAGCACCAGCAGCAGACCCAUUUGCAUCCCUGAUAUCCGGCAGCUCUCGAGGCUCAAGUCCGUUCUCCCCGACCGUAGGCCAAACGCCACCGGCAAUGACUCGGAGCGGAACCCCCGCUCGGCCGGCAGCACAGCCGAAGGAAGAGGACGAAUGGGACUUCACCUCAUCGCUACCAGAAAGCAGCAGCACGCUGCCGAGCACAAACAAAGUGGCCGUGCUGGACUCGUCAUUGCGAAUUGAGUUUGUGGCACGGCGACAUCCGUCACAGCCACGAUUGAUUCACAUAGUGGGAUCGUUUUCGAACCGCACGAAUCAGCCGAUACAGGAGCUGCACUUUCAGGUGGCCGUGGAGAAGGCAUAUCGUUUACAACUCCGACCGCAAUCUGGCCGGGAGAUCUCCGCGCUGCAGCAGAACGGCGUCCAGCAGGAGAUGUUAGUAGAUGGGGUUGAGUCUGGGCAGGGUAGCUCAGUGAAGAUGCGGUUCCGAGUAUCGUAUGUGGCAGGUGGACAGAGGAAGGAGGAGCAGGGGAUGGUGCCACCAUUAGGAAUCUCUUAG
This is a messenger RNA of Aspergillus chevalieri, 1917 nucleotides long. RefSeq names its product VHS domain protein. The record is from RefSeq and is a predicted model, not a curated record. The transcript is spliced from 8 exons. Gene Ontology annotation, molecular function: ubiquitin binding; phosphatidylinositol binding. The coding region runs from base 1 to 1917 and encodes 638 amino acids. Gene Ontology annotation, cellular component: trans-Golgi network. Gene Ontology annotation, biological process: Golgi to vacuole transport; Golgi to endosome transport; protein transport to vacuole involved in ubiquitin-dependent protein catabolic process via the multivesicular body sorting pathway. NCBI's taxonomy places the organism in Eukaryota, Fungi, Ascomycota, Eurotiomycetes, Eurotiales, Aspergillaceae.